GUCGUGGGGCUCACGAGCGAGCAAGCGUCGUUCGGCGGCAGGUACGAGGGUAGGGGGAAGCAAGGUAGCGUGGGAAGAGGCAGGUAGGGGGUACGAUGGCAAAAGGCAGAAAUAAUUCCACAUUUGCCGAGCUGGCUCGCACGUGUCACACGCCUCAGGCCCGCACACGUGCGCGCACGCGUCCCUUCUUCUUCUUCUCGGCCUGUUCGCGCGACACGUGAAUAGACGAACGACGAACCGGGACGGCCCAAAACCGGAACAAGGGGAGCAGUGGGGAGGCGUUGAGAGAAAGAGAAAGGGAGAGAGAGAGAGAGAGAGAGAAAAGGGAGCUGUAGGGAGAAAGAGAGAGAAUCGCGAAGAAGGUAGUAGCCGACAAGGAGAAGUGGUGGCAGCCACCGGCACCGCGGCGUGGCAGAGGGUGGCGGAGAGUGUGCAUCGCCGCGAACUGUUGAAAAGGGGGAGAGAAAAAAAUAGGAGGGAGAGCGAACCGGGAAGGAUGCAGUGUGAUAGUCGGCUCCAGGAUCGUGAUUAAAGCCUGUGACGCCGACCAGCCACGCGGAUUUUCCUCCGAAAUAUAUAGCCGGGCGAUGUGCAAGAAUAGGAGGCAAGCAGCCAGGCUCGCGAGCAACGCGUCUCUCCAGAGACCGAAUGGAACGUGAGCUCGCAGUGAGCACCGCGACGCCGCGGCGUCACCCGGACCCGCGUUCGGAUAGGUCAGUUAUCGCGGAACAAACUAGCUGCCGGCGGGUUCGCGUUAGAAUCCUGUAUCAGCCUUUCUCGCACACAGAUCGACCGAGAAUCCACGAGUCUGAAGAGAUGCAGCGGUGUCCGUAUCUCCACGAGAUGAAGGAGCGCUUGCUCUCGCAGCCGACACCGACUGACGGCCUGGACAUGGAACGACUCGAUGGCACUCCUGUGAAGGAGGCCAAUCUGCACAACGAUUAUCCGGCACACACGAACCCAGGAGUGAUUCCUGACCCCCCGGAAAUGCCUCCGGACUCGCUGAUCGGCACAGUCGUCAAGCUGAAUUCUGAUGGAUACGGGUCGCACACGUCGCCGGCCCACGCGAGGCAGCCCUUGGUGCCUCAAAAUUCGAGCAAUCCGCCCCUCUGCCUCACCCCCACGCACACCAGCCCCGGCUCUGGCACGCUGCCAAAGAACGCCAAGACGUCGCUGUUCAUUAUCAUGAGCUUCAUCUAUGCGAAGCUGCUGGUAGUGGUGUGCAUCGCUUACGUGAUCAGCGAGGUGGUCACGCACAAGCUGCCUCUCUACUACUACGAAGGAUUCUUCACGUACCUAUACGGAGUUAGCAUCCUGUUCCUGCUCUACGUGUUCUGCUUCCUGCUGCAAGAGAGCGCUUGGUGUGCUAGGGGUAGCGACACCCCACCUCCGCCACCGAGACCGCCGAAACCUAUCAAAGAACCAAAAGAGAAGAACAAGAAGAAGGAUAAGAAAGACAAGGAGCAGAAGACUCCGAAGACCAAGAAGGAAUACCAGGAUGCGGCGGAUGUUGAAGCUGGAGUUGCUACGCGCGCGCUGAGGAAGCGGAAGACGUCGCAGAACGAUCAGAGCCAUGGAAGUUUCUUCCUUCGAAUCGGAGCAAUCGCUUUCGGAUUGGGGACCAUGGUGUACAACGGUCUGGAGUUCGGCACUUUCUUUGAGGUGCCACCCACGUCCCCGUGCUAUCAGAUCCUCCAGGGCGUGAACCCGCUACUCCAGAUGAUCUUCACUUUCAUGCAAAUGUAUUUCAUCUUCAUGAACUCGAGGCUGAACAUCCACCGCUUCAAAGUGAUCGCGCGUUUCGGCUUGAUGCAUGUCGUCGCCACCAACCUGUGCGUCUGGAUUCGGACACUCGUGCUCGAGAGCAUCAAAGAGAUCACCAAGCAUCAUCAGAAAAUGGGACAGUUCGAGGCCGGAAUUCUUGAGAGCAUCAAGCAGCACUCGAUGCGAAAUGCAGGCGCCAUCUUAGGCACUGCACCUCGAGACGUUGCGUUCUUGCGCGAGGCAUCAUUGACCGCGACCAGAGCGUCGACCUCAGCUGCAUCGACGGUCGCCAGCACGACCGUUGCUCCAUUAGGUCGUGUGAUGAGAACGACGGCGAGGGCGGUUGCCAGGGCCGUCACCACACCGACGACCACCACCACAACCGGUUGGAACCCUCCGCCUUCAACGAUGGCUUCCACCUCGGCCCCUCUGCCUAAUUUGACGACCACCGCCGCGACCACCUUGUCCACUCUCUUGACGACGCUCACGCCGAAAACUACCACCGAAGAAAGGACCACUACCACCACUACUACCACCACCACUGCCAGUACUACGACCACCUCGACGUCCACUACAACCCCAUCGACUACUUUCUCCUUCCUUUCGGAUUUGCUUGAUGCACCAGCAGACAGCAAAGAACAGGUUCACCAGAUCUUCAACGCGAACAAUCACACGAACAGCAGCGAUUACUGGAGCUCGAACUUUGGAAUGAUCGCGGAAGCGUUGACGGACGAGGAAAUGGCAUCCAACUCGUGCGGUCGCGUAAACAUCAUGGGAACCAUCGUUCAGGACGCUGAGCCUUACCUGUUUCCCUUCAUAAUCGAGUACAGUCUGGUCGGAGCUGCAGUGAUUUAUGUGAUGUGGAAGCAUAUUGGCCGGCAUCCUCGUUGGCCUCAUCAGGUGGAGGCUGAUCUCGAACGCCGCCUCGAGGCUAUGUUGUCCCGAAGAGCCGUCGCUUUGGCCCACGCAGGUCACACAAGGGUGGACUGUGUAGGAGCGAGCAAAGGACUAUUCUUCGGCCUGCUGCUGCUGGUCGGUUCUCUGAUCUGCUUGAUUCUCUUCUUCGUGCUGAUCCAUCACCCAGACUUCGGUCUGAUCGCGAUAUACCUGGCGGACGUGUCGCACUGCGUGCUGAUGGUGCUCUCGAUCAUCGCCAUAAUCGUCGGGUUCAUACGCGUGCAGAGCUUGAAGUUCAAGGCGGAGGAGCAGAGCGACUUGAACGACAUCCUGCUGCGCGUCUCCGGCUUCGGGCUGUUCAUCUACGCGGUGUUCAGCGUGAUCGCCGGUUCACUGGCGGCGUUCACGCACGAGCCGAAUCUGCUGGUGAUGCUGACCGGCCUACUAUCAGUGGCCCACGUGAUCCUGCAGAUGCUGUUCAUCGCGGACGUGUCCCGCAGGAGGGUCCACCUGCCAGAGCACGACCGCAGUAAGCCCGGUCGGCAGGUGGUCACCUUCCUGCUGAUUUGCAACCUGACCAUGUGGGUGAUCUACACGUUCGAGUCGCAGAAGGUGAUGGCGAACCCGGUCCAGCUCGACUUCUACGGGUUCCUGGCCUGGGCCAUCGUGCAGAGGGUCACCCUGCCGCUCUGCAUCUUCCACAGGUUCCACAGCGCGGUCACGUUCGCGGAGAUCUGGAAGACCAGCUACAAGGCGCGCCUCGAGUAAACGGGAACUCGCGUCCUUCGUCGGGAUCCACGGCCCGGAGCGAUCGCGAGUACAACGAUCCCCUCGCAGGGGACUGAACAUUCCAACAACCCUCUGCUCGAGUCGAGGGCGCGGUCGUCGAUCGGGACGCGGUACGUGGACGCAGGCUUUCGAGUCGGAACGGAUUCUUCGGGUCCCGGAUCGACGACGCAGCGGAUCAGUCGCAGGCUCGCCGAAGAAACGGGGAUCUUGAUGAACCGGGUGUCCACCCUCGGACCACCUUAUCCUCUUUCCAGUAGCGAUCACGCGGUUGCUCGUCGAGAGGGAACUUAUGUACUCGUCUGUACUCCGCGUCCUCCAGGCCGGACAAGCCGCAUGGGACCGCCAGGAGCCCUUUUGUUUUUCUCUGUUUGUCGGAACACACGUUCAACAGGUUUGGUUCUCGGUUGUUCUCCUUGCUUAAAAGCAGCUUGACACGUUGCUUCCUUGAUCGGCGAGUGAAACGAGGAACGCCAGGACAUGCUGUCGACGGCGUGGACAUCGAGACUUCACACGCCAGGAAGCGCGAAGACCAAAACAAAGACACGGACGAGCAGACCUGCUACCAAUUCUCUGCAACGGAACCAGGGCCCAUUUCCUUUUUCAUCGCGUUUCAAACGUUUCACGAUCUCUAUAAUACUGCCGCCAAAUUUUCUACUUUUAUAUAUUACAUACGUACCCCCCGCCCCAUCAUGCAUCGAGAACAUCGGGGCAGCGGAGGUUCGCUCUUCGGAUCGGUCCCCGCAAUGAGAACACGGGGAUCGGUUGCGAUUCCGGAUAUCGAUGGAGGACGAAGAGCGAAUGAGCGCCUCGAGGAAUCACCUCAUUAGGAAACAAGUACGUUCUUCGUUAGCACAGUCUGCGAUAGCUGUAGAGCAAGAAACAAAGCGUUCGAGAGGAAAUCGCAAGAGAGGGGUGCGGAACGAAGCUGAGGAGGCUCGAUGCAGGAGCAGGGUGUCAGUUUCGCUGCGAUUCGCGCAUUCUUUAAAUGCAAUUUGGCAGGAUAUGUCUCGAAAACGUGCGAGAGAGAAUUAAACGGGUUAAUUUUUCUAUUUAAUUAUCGAUUGGUCAAGUACGAUGUAAAGUGCGAAAGAAACGCGAAACUGUUUAUCAAUGUGUACAUUCGUGAGCUUUCUCGAGGGAGAGAAUCUAACGUUCUAGUUUAUUUGCAUUGCUUUUUGGAUUUUCUUUGUACGAAAGGUAAAGAUUCUUUUAUAAAGAGCUACCGUUUGCUUCAUACUUCUCACUACAUUAAAAAGAUUAUGUUACUAGAAGACGCAUGGAUAUGUCGAAUAAUCAAAUGCACUUCAAACUACGUUUACAAGAUCUCAACACUUCUUGUUUCGUAUUCUUUCUUGAUGGUUUAUUGUUGAUAAAAAUAUCACAUUAGUGCAACAGAGUAUGCAAAUAUAGACUAGCAAAGUGUGAUCUAGUUCCUACGCUUCUCUUUUCAUUUAGCAUCAUGUUAGUGGAGGAAGUAUGGAUAGAGGAAACGAUUAAAUGCGCAUCAACUUUAAGCAUCUAGAAGAAGUUAGCUCCUCUUGUUUCUCAUUCCUUGGUGCUUGACUUUACACUGAUGAACGUUAAAAGCACAAAUAUUUGAACCUCUUAAUUAACGCAUUGAGAUGGUAGAGAAGACCCUUGGCUAUCAGUUCAAAGGUUUAAAUAAAUGUAAAUUUGUUUUCUCCAAUGUUUGCCACGUUUUCGAGAGUGCAUCCGCUGGUGCAUCAUCGGAGCAGAUUCUUGGUCUCGCGGAUAAUCUCUUUCGUUCUGACGGAGAGGAUCUAGCAAGAUCCGAAUGAAGGAUCAUGGGGAGAGAUCGCGAGAGAGUUGUUACAUUGUUCCGGCGUUCUUUCUCGUCGCGUGCUGCCAGAGUACAAAAUCGUUUCUAAACUUUUAGAAUCUUUUAUCGACACACUGUCGCGACAUUCGCGAAUUGCGCGUGUAGAGAAAAGACGUACGGUGAAAGAAAGGAAGCUGAAGGAAGACGAAUGAAGGUCGAGAGACGCGACGAGGAAAGAAGGUGCGAACGAGAGGGACGAAUGAUGGUUAACGUGCAGCGAGUUCGAGCGCGGAUCGUUCUGUACAGAGAGGGUAGAUCGCAGUUUCUUUUUCUCUGGAUUUUCUUUUCCUUUCUUUUCAUUCUCUUUUCGUAAACGUUCCCCAAGGAGACAUGCUCGAGGAUGUUCGGUGACGGAGAAGAGAAGGCGAGAGGACCGCGAAUGAAGCGUAGAUUUUAAUGAUCGCAGGCGGCGUUUCAAGAUGGUGGACGGCCGGCGGAAACAAGUGAACGGAAACGAACAAAAGCGGAAUGAACAAACAAACAAACAAAAAAUAAAUGUCGAUAGCCGGUCGCACACAUGGUAGAGAAUAAUCUCAUACACGCAUUUGUCACACGCAUACAUAAAUACAUACAUUACGUGCGUACGUACACGGACACCCAUUUCACGAGAGAUAAUUAUUAAUUACCAUUAUCGAUUAGCGUUUAAGCCUAUCUCGGAGAAACACACACAAAGAGAGAGAGAGAGACAGAGGAACGGAUAGGUGGACCUUUCGCAUUUACACUUCGCUAUGGAUAUCGUGCGUAGAUCGUUGAGAACAAGUGAAAAAUAAUAGUAAUAAUAAUAA
This is a messenger RNA of Megalopta genalis, 6075 nucleotides long. NCBI's taxonomy places the organism in Eukaryota, Metazoa, Arthropoda, Insecta, Hymenoptera, Halictidae. The record is from RefSeq and is a predicted model, not a curated record.